Messenger RNA from Gamsiella multidivaricata, 492 nucleotides. RefSeq lists its product as uncharacterized. NCBI's taxonomy places the organism in Eukaryota, Fungi, Mortierellomycota, Mortierellomycetes, Mortierellales, Mortierellaceae. The transcript is spliced from 2 exons. The record is from RefSeq and is a predicted model, not a curated record. The coding region runs from base 1 to 492 and encodes 163 amino acids.
AUGCCAACGGCCGGGUUCACUCUUUUCAAUUUCAUAAUCAUCUUCACAGUUAUCAUGGUAACGUCCAUUAGACAAGACAACGAGCGUCCCGCACCCUCGUCUUCAUUCACAUCGCCUAUCCCGUUCUCAAGCACAGCUCGUGCCCCAGUCACUGGAUAUUUCAGACCUGCCAGGACCGCCAAAUUAUCCUCCGAGCGGAGACCCUUCGCCCCGCAUGCUCUACCUCCAUCGUGCCUAAAGUCCAAAUCACUCAGCCACCAUUACCAAAACUCUGCGACCCUGCCUCCCCUCCACGAGGAUACUAUUGUAAAAGUCACAAAUCCAACCACGCCUCACCUUCUUGAACUGCCAGCCGGACCAUUUAGCGUCCAGUUCCCGCUAUCCGAAAUAGAAAAGCCUGACAGCAAGACUAGCUACUUGCCUCGGACGCCCUAUCCUAUGAGCAGCGAAGAUGACGACCGCUUUUUUUGUCAAUUUGCGAACGUUCUCUAG